AUGGAUAGAGAGCUGGAACUGGGCAAAAGGUUAGCUCAAGACUUAACACUCAAGAGAAACUUUUCAGCUUUCACUGCCAGCUGGAGCUUCCUGAGCAACAAAUUUGAUGUUAAUGUUUCUUGGUGGGCUUAUCUAGCUCAUUGCAAAUUGAUUCAAGCAGCUUUAAAGUCUGCCGACUUGGGUGACAAUCUGCUGACCAGGCCUGGACAACCCACGGUUGCACGAAUACCUCCACCUAUUUUGCCACGACCAUCACAGCAAACGGGAAGCAGUAGCCUGAGCGCUUUCAGGCCAGCAUAUAGUAGUUCUUUUUCUCCAGGCUAUGGUUCACAUGGAACCUCUUUUUAUGGAAGCUAUAGUCCUUACAGUUACGGAUAUGGUGGUUUGGGUUAUAACCGCUUUCGUACAGAUGAUAUUCCUCCCAGCAGGUUUGUUCACCAGGCUGAAAGUAUCGUGCAUGCAUUUGCCUCAGUCAGCAUGAUGAUGGAUGCUACCUUUUCUGCUGUGUACAACAGUUUCAGAGCUGUGUUGGAUGUAGCCAAUCACUUCUCCCGCCUCAAAGUACACUUCACAAAGGUGUUUUCAGCUUUUGCCUUAGUGAGAACUAUAAGAUAUCUCUACCAGCGUCUACAACGAUUACUAGGUCUGCGGAAGAGCUGUGAGAAUGAGGAUUUGUGGGCUGAAAGCGAGGGGACAGUAGCUCGUGUUGGCCUUGAAGACAAAGCGGCUAACUCUGCAAAAUCCUGGCCCAUUUUCUUGUUCUUUGCUGUUAUAAUGGGAGGUCCCUAUCUGAUCUGGAAACUGCUUUCUACAUACAGUGAUGAAGAAACAGUAUCUAGUAACUGGGCAAGUGGAGAAGAUGAUCAUGUAGUUGGAAGAGCAGAAUAUGAUUUCAGUGCACUCUCAGAAGAAGAAAUUUCUUUCCGUGCUGGUGACAUGCUAAGAUUAGCACCCAAAGAACAACAACCCAAGAUCCGUGGUUGGCUUUUGGCUAGUUAUGAUGGCCAAACAACAGGACUUGUGCCGGCUAAUUACAUCAAAAUCCUGGGCAAAAGAAGAGGUAGGAAAACAGUGGACCUGGAAAGGAUUACAGAGCAACGGCCAGCCUUUCCCAGCACAUCUGCUAGAGGAUCCACUGCUGCUGUGACUCUAGAGGAGCAGGAAGCUGCUUUUGAUUCUGUUUUUGCUGGAAGUAAUAAAGUUCCUGUUGCAUCUGACUCCACUGUGGUCGGUGGAGAGAAACAGGAACUCUAAUGCACUUUCAUCAACAAAGCAACUGAACUGUGCUUUAUUGAUAAAACCUAAGGUUCGUUGAAAAUCAGUAUCGUAGUGGAACACUGAUGGGUCUGUACCAGUUUUUGCUGCUACUGACUGGUGAAGGGAUGGAGAAAUGAUUGCUCAAAUUUUUAGUAUUUAUUUUUGACUCACCUAAGGCUCUACAUUAGUGAUUCUACCCAACCACCUGGCAGCAACUCUAAGGUCUUGAGACAAGGAGAAUUCAGGUGUUUAUAACAAAGCAAACAACAACAAAAAAUAGGCACUGCUGGCUGAUUCUUGUUAAGGAGGCAAACUGUUGGUGAAAUCUGGAGACUAACAUCCAGUCUUCAGUGGAAUGUUGGCUUGACAAGAGGCCUCUUCAAUAGAUGUGCGAAGGGAGGAUAGAUUUCUGUAAGAUGUCCUCCAAAACUGGACGCUGAGGUCCGUAACAUAGUAAUGGUGCAUUCUUCCCCGUGGAAGGAGGGAGAAUUGCCAGAGGUUUAGGUGACACAAUUGAAUCGUUAGAAGUUCUACGUAGAGCUUCUAUCAUAAAA
Messenger RNA from Egretta garzetta (little egret), 1811 nucleotides. It is a transcript of the gene PEX13, whose product is annotated as peroxisomal biogenesis factor 13. Lineage: Eukaryota; Metazoa; Chordata; Aves; Pelecaniformes; Ardeidae. The record is from RefSeq and is a predicted model, not a curated record. Gene Ontology annotation, molecular function: protein binding. Gene Ontology annotation, biological process: protein import into peroxisome matrix, docking. Gene Ontology annotation, cellular component: peroxisome; peroxisomal importomer complex; peroxisomal membrane.